Messenger RNA from Orbicella faveolata, 923 nucleotides. RefSeq names its product myoblast growth factor receptor egl-15-like. Gene Ontology annotation, biological process: cell surface receptor protein tyrosine kinase signaling pathway; multicellular organism development; protein phosphorylation. Gene Ontology annotation, cellular component: plasma membrane; signaling receptor complex. NCBI's taxonomy places the organism in Eukaryota, Metazoa, Cnidaria, Anthozoa, Scleractinia, Merulinidae. The record is from RefSeq and is a predicted model, not a curated record. Gene Ontology annotation, molecular function: transmembrane receptor protein tyrosine kinase activity; ATP binding.
CAAAUCCUUCAUGUCACGAAUUGUUUCUUCUAAUCAUCAGUGAAUGGCAGAUGGAGUUAUUGGUCGCAAUGGCAACCAUGCAGCGUGACGUGUGGAGGAGGACAUAGGACACGUUCUCGCACGUGCUCUAAUCCAGCGCCACAAUGGAACGGAAUGAAUUGCGUGGGGAAAAAUAUCUCCACAGGGAGCUGCAAUUUACAGAAAUGUAUAGAUACCAUGGCACUGCACCCGUAUGAAACAGUCGGUUGUUUCAAAGACGCUACUCCACGCGCCCUACCAGUGUUGGUCCAAUGGUACUCUGUCAAUCAGAGAGAUUUGGCCAAUUCACUCGCAUCCAUAAUUCACGAGUGUGCUACUGCAGUGUAUGAGAAUGGCUUCCGGUAUUUUGGCGUGGAAUAUCGAUACGAGUGCUGGAGUGGAUUAAACGGUGACAUGACGUACAACAGACAUGGGCGAUCCAACAGUUGUUUAUGGAAUUAUAGCGUUGGAAAUGCAUGGUCCAUAUUUGUUUACCGCUUUGUUGAAGUUAAUGGCAGUUGGAGCCAGUGGUCAUCAUGGCAACCAUGCAGCGUGACGUGUGGAGGGGGACACAGGACACGUGCUCGCACAUGUUCUAAUCCAGCGCCAAAAUGGAACGGAAUGGAUUGCCCAGGGACAAAUAUGUCCACAGAGAGCUGCAAUUUGCACAAAUGUAAAGGUAGAUGUUUUUUUUUUUGUUUUUUUUUGAAAUAUUUUUCAUUCAAAUGAUGCCAGCUUAUCUUGAUGCUCUGGUAUGUUCCAUGUUUUGCAUUUUGGAGCUUAGAUUUUGAUUUUUAAAGUGGCUCCGAGUCUGAAGAAUACACUCAAACCACUUUUAUACGGAGGCAGCGUGGCCGAGUGGUUUAGGACGCUGGAUUUGAAAUCUGGAGCUCCCUGGUUCAAAU